AUGGCGACACUCGGUGCUCUGCCCGUGGCAGUCGUAGCAGCUCAAGCCAAGUGCUGGGCGGCGGCCGCGGCAGCCACAGCGUUUGUGCCCCCCGUCUGCUUCGAUGCGGAGUGUGCCGCAGGGGCGGAUGCAGCGUUCCUCACGGCGGUCAGCCUCCCGCUGGUGGCGGCGUUGGCGGUGGGCGCCUGGGUGCUGCGGCCGCCCCCCAAAGAGCUCCUGGACAGCGGGCGGCUGUUUGAGGAUCCCAAGACAGGCACCAUGUUCGAGGCCCCCGAGGGCGUGAGCCCGGAGGUCGAUAAAAACGACCUGCUGGCGUUCAAGCCCAUCUCAUACACGCCCUGGCCGGUCGCGAGCGACGCCCCGGGCGAGCGCGUGCGCGUGGGCGUAGGGAAGGUCGGCGCCACAGAGCCACGGACGUUUGUGUUUGAGAAGCUGCUGCCGGGGCCCAGCCAGAUCGUGUGCGUCACGCUGCCGCGGCCCCUGGGCGUCGUCUUCGAGUUCGACGAGCGGCGGAAGCGGGCCUCGGUGGCGGGGUUUGUGGAGGGCAGCAAUGCGGAGCAGCGGCAGAAGGUGGCGCGGCUGAAUAAGGUCAAGGAAGCAGAAGCUGCACUGGAGGGGGACGUCCUCCGGGCCUUCACUUGCACGUGCCCCGUGUGGCCGACCAAGGCGCUCUUUGGGGCGGUCGCGCCAGAGCGCCACUUAGUUGUCUACGGCGCAGACAAGGGGAAGUGGGGCGCGAUCCGGACUGCGCUGCGGCGAGGGACGUACCGGGAUGGCCCCGUGACGCUAGUGUUGGAGCGGCGAGUUGUUGAACCAUGA
Monoraphidium neglectum is the source of this 819-nucleotide messenger RNA. RefSeq lists its product as hypothetical. The record is from RefSeq and is a predicted model, not a curated record. NCBI's taxonomy places the organism in Eukaryota, Viridiplantae, Chlorophyta, Chlorophyceae, Sphaeropleales, Selenastraceae. The transcript is spliced from 8 exons. The coding region runs from base 1 to 819 and encodes 272 amino acids.